AUGACAGAAGUAGCUCCACCCCCGGCUAAAGCCGUGAAGAAGAAGGCGUCCAAGCCGAAAAAAGUGGGACCCACCGUCAGCGAGCUGAUCGUUAAAUCUGUGGCCGCUUCCAAGGAGCGAAGCGGCGUCUCUGCAGCCGCCCUCAAGAAGGCUCUGGCUGCCGGCGGCUACGACGUGGACAAGAACAAGGCCCGCGUCAAGACCGCUAUCAAGAGCCUGGUGACCAAGGGGACUUUGGUUCAGACCAAGGGAACCGGGGCCUCCGGAUCCUUCAAGAUCAACAAGAAGGCUGAAAGCAAGGCCAAGAAGCCCGUCAAGAAAGUUGCCACUAAAGCCAAGAAGCCCGCAGCGGCCGCUAAAAAGUCUCCCAAGAAAGCCAAGAAGCCCGCAGCAGCUGCUAAGAAAUCUCCCAAGAAAGUCAAGAAACCAGCAGCGGUAAAGAAAGCAGCCAAGAGCCCCAAGAAGGCCACAAAGAGUCCUAAGAAGGCUGCCAAGAGCCCCAAGAAGGUGGUCAAGAAGGCCCCUGCAGCCAAGAAGGCCCCCGCUAAGAAGGUAGCCAAGCCUAAAGUCAAGAAGGCAGCACCCAAGAAGAAGUGAGCUCCUGAAACAUCACGACUCCUCAAAGGCUGUUUUCAGAGCCACCCAUAACAACCCAUAAGAAAUCAUUCCUCUCAUCAGCUAAAGGAAAAACAACUAAAACUGGCUACAACUAGUCUCAUUAAACAAAAGAUACAAAUCAUUCCUCAAUCAUGAUUAUCGACAUCAUGAUUCAUUAAACAUAAAUUAUAAAC
Messenger RNA from Mugil cephalus (flathead mullet), 791 nucleotides. RefSeq names its product histone H1-like. Gene Ontology annotation, cellular component: nucleosome. The record is from RefSeq and is a predicted model, not a curated record. Gene Ontology annotation, biological process: nucleosome assembly. Bases 1 to 597 code for a protein of 198 amino acids. Gene Ontology annotation, molecular function: structural constituent of chromatin; DNA binding. The transcript has a single exon. NCBI's taxonomy places the organism in Eukaryota, Metazoa, Chordata, Actinopteri, Mugiliformes, Mugilidae.